UCGCAGUUUCUCGCUCUCGCCCGCCCUCCGCUCCCUAGCUUGCUCGCGCUUUUGCUCGCGCUCUCCUCGCGGAUCGAAGGGACUGUAGCAACAGCCUGUGGCUGGGAAGGGCGACAGAGGCGGCGGUUCAGGAGAAACGAAGCUGCAGUGGUGGUGGUGGUGGGAAGAUGUCGGGCGAGGACGAGCAGCAGGAGCAAACUAUCGCCGAGGACCUGGUCGUGACCAAGUAUAAGAUGGGGGGCGACAUUGCCAACCGGGUACUUCGGUCUUUGGUGGAAGCAUCCUGUUCAGGUGUGUCGGUACUGAGCCUGUGUGAGAAAGGUGAUGCCAUGAUAAUGGAAGAGACAGGGAAGAUUUUCAAAAAAGAAAAAGAAAUGAAGAAAGGUAUUGCCUUUCCCACCAGCAUUUCAGUAAAUAACUGUGUAUGUCACUUCUCCCCUUUGAAGAGCGACCAGGACUAUAUUCUCAAGGAAGGUGACUUGGUAAAAAUCGACCUUGGAGUCCAUGUGGAUGGCUUCAUCGCUAAUGUGGCUCACACUUUUGUGGUUGAUGUAGCUGUGGGGACCCAAGUAACAGGGCGGAAAGCAGAUGUCAUUAAGGCAGCUCACCUUUGUGCUGAAGCUGCCCUACGCCUGGUCAAACCUGGAAACCAGAACACACAAGUGACAGAAGCCUGGAACAAAGUUGCCCACUCAUUUAAUUGCACACCAAUAGAAGGUAUGUUGUCACACCAGUUGAAGCAGCAUGUCAUCGAUGGAGAGAAAACCAUUAUCCAGAAUCCCACAGACCAGCAGAAGAAGGACCAUGAGAAAGUUGAAUUUGAGGUACAUGAAGUAUAUGCUGUGGAUGUUCUCGUCAGCUCAGGAGAGGGCAAGGCCAAGGAUGCAGGACAGAGAACCACCAUUUACAAAAGAGACCCUUCUAAGCAGUAUGGCCUGAAAAUGAAAACUUCUCGUGCCUUCUUCAGUGAGGUUGAAAGGCGUUUUGAUGCCAUGCCUUUUACUUUAAGAGCAUUUGAAGAUGAGAAGAAGGCCCGCAUGGGUGUGGUGGAGUGCGCCAAACACGAACUGCUACAACCAUUUAAUGUUCUCUAUGAGAAGGAGGGUGAAUUUGUUGCCCAGUUUAAAUUUACAGUUUUGCUUAUGCCCAAUGGCCCCAUGCGGAUAACCAGUGGUCCCUUUGAGCCUGACCUUUAUAAGUCUGAGAUGGAGGUCCAGGAUGCAGAGCUCAAGGCCCUCCUCCAGAGUUCGGCAAGUCGGAAAACCCAGAAAAAGAAAAAAAAGAAGGCCUCUAAGACUGCAGAGAAUGCCACCAGUGGGGAAACUUUAGAAGAAAAUGAAGCUGGGGACUGAGAAACCUGAGUCGGAAGCUCCACUGUGGUUUUGUUCCCUGUUUGAAAUAUUUUGACCUCCCUUUCUUGAAAGACCUGGAACCAGAGGAGCAGACUGAUUGAAGAGACAAAACUCCUGGCUUUCUGAAGCUGUGGACUUGGAUGAAUUGCUAGGGGUUUGGAGAGAAAGGUGAUGAAUUUCAGUACCUCUGGCAUGCUGUCCCAGGGAACUAGGGCUCCUGCUAACUUACAAGGUUUUUAAACACAUUGAAAAUGACAUGGCGUUAAAAUAAAUUUGGAUUUGCUCAUAA
Molecule: messenger RNA, 1641 nt
Organism: Mesoplodon densirostris (Blainville's beaked whale)
Lineage: Eukaryota; Metazoa; Chordata; Mammalia; Artiodactyla; Ziphiidae
Gene: PA2G4
Product: proliferation-associated 2G4
Exons: 14
Coding region: 168-1352 (394 amino acids)
Source: RefSeq, a predicted model, not a curated record